AUGGCUGCUCCAGUGUCAGCAUCACUUGAUCUCAGCGUAGCCGACGGUCCGCCUCUCGAUCUUUCAGGAGUUCCUGACGCCUGGAAUGGCUUGCUUUUGGCUAUAAGAAGCCACCCAAACGAGUUGGCCUUGGUGUGUUCUCAUCAGCCGCAUGAUCUGUUUGGCUUUUCUAGUCUUGGCCCUUCUGCCUCUGAAGACACAAGUCCCGGAAAUGAAUCUAAGCCGUAUCUUCGCUGGGAUUUUCAAACUCUUGCUCAAGCUAUCCACAAGCUUGUGGUGGCCAAAAGGUCCAUAGUCGCAGAUGCUGAUCUACUGGAAGAACUCGGCCCGGGAACCCCGGUGGUAACAUUUCUCCAGAAUGGUGCGGACUUUGUACUUGCGGCUUGGGCAUCUGUUGCAACAGGCUGCACCUUGACCCCUUUGAAUCCACUGUUACUCAAGAAUCGCGAUGAAGCAGCUCACAUGCUGAGAACAGCUUUGAGUCUUGCCCCCGAUGGUUAUGGCCUGAGGUUUGUCUACGCUGCCAAUUCAGAUGUGGCCAGAGAUAUUGAUGAGCUGGGUAUUGAUAACAACAUUUUUGGACCCCAAGUUGUCAAGAUAUUGGCUUCGGGGUCCAAAAUGAGAGAAGGCUGGCUUCGCCUUGAUGAUUUGAUGUUGUCGAUCGAUGGCAAGGGCAGAAGUGAUUUGUGCCACUCCAACCCAGUUCUUGGCCUUGAAGGCAAGGAUCAUGCCCAGGCCGGCAUCGUUCUCUUCACUAGCGGUUCAACAAGCAGGCCCAAGGGCUUAUUCUGCCAUCACACGGUCUUGAACACUUACACGAACAGCCGACUCCUACUUUCACCGUCUCACAUUCUACCACAACUUGGCUCGAGAGUAUGCAGUAUUCUCCCGAAUAACCAUGGAAACGGCUGGACCUGUAUACAAACUGCACACGGCCGCGGUGCGGCCCUAGUCUUCCCUGGCCCGGCGUUCUCGACUCCGGAAGCAUUGCUAUCUACCUUUCGCCAAGAACAGAUCACGCACACGCUGUUGGUUCCGACUCUGAUACACGCAUUGGUUGCAGCUAUGGAAAAUGGCCAGCCCCCUCUUGGAUCACUCAUCAGCGUCACCUUUGGUGGAACGAUUUUGACCAGGCAGGAGAUGCUCGCGACAACCAAAGUUCUCGGGGCUAAAGUUGUCGAAAAUGCUUAUGGUUGCACCGAAGGUGCGCUCACCAGCACCGGCAGCGUAGGUGUUUCUGAGGCAGGUCCUGACAGUUCUUUGUCCGGUUCGGAAGAGAUGUCUGUGGGGAAGCCGCCAAUGGGCCACGGUAUCAAAAUCAUAGAUCCUGCCACGGGCCGUGUCGUUCCACGAAACGUCACAGGAGAGAUCCACGGAUAUGGUCCCAUGAUAUACCGCGAAGGAAGAUGGGGAUACAUCCAGCAUGAAGAGCAGAAGGCAUUUUACGCUGAGGAGGAGACGGGCAGAGUGUGGUUUCAGACCGGAGACAUGGGAAGAAUGGACGAGAACGGGGAUCUCUUCAUCACCGGACGUUACAAGGAUAUGAUUAUCCGCGGCGGUGAAAACAUUUCGCCCGCUGCUAUUGAGGCUGUUCUUAUGAAGAACCCUGCCCUCCGCCCUCUCAAUCCACAAGUUGUUGGCAUCAGAGACACCAUUGCUGGAGAGGUUCCCGCUGUGGUGAUCAAAGGUGAUCAACAAGCUACUGCAGUCGAAAAGGCAAUUCGAGAAACCGUGCUCCAGAAUAUGUCCACGAUGCAUGUCCCGGAUCUGGUUAUCAACCUUAAGGAUCUCGACCUAGCAGACUUUCCCAGAACGACGUCGGGUAAGAUCCAGAAGUUCAAGCUGAAGCAGGCUGUAGCAGCCCAUCUUGACAGGCAGGCUACUUCUGGGGCAGCCAGCACAUUGUCCGGGCUCGAACAGCAUGACGAAGAGCAGGUCAAAGCUAUUUGGACGACGGCCCUCGGGCUGAGUAAUACAUCUCAGCUGGACGUCAACAUACCUCUUGGGCAGCACAUAGACAGCAUCACCAUGAUGCGCGUCCGCGACAAAAUCAGAAAGCAAACAGGUAUAGCGCUUCCAUUAGCAGCCAUGGCUCAAGCAUCGACUGUUGCGGAGCAGAUUGAACUUCUGCGCAGCCUGUCAGCCGAUCAUAAGACAACGUCAACGAUGAAGGACGCAAAUGUGGCGCAUCUCGCCAACCAACAAAGAAGGAUGGCAGCUGCCGACAACAGGAUUGCAACACGAAGACCUCUUUUAGCAGAAGAAUUGGAGGACAUCGCCCCCGAACCGGCACUGUUCGACUUCAUCAAAGAUCGGGUUCUGGGAUCCAUCUCGCCAUGCGGCUUCGGGUGGGAAGAUAUUGAGAACAUCUGCCCUGCAUAUGACUCGAAUGCUGUGCAGGCUCAGUGCGGUUUCUAUGAUACCAUCAACUUCAACAUGGCUAUCAGUACCAAGAAGAAGACAACUAAAAAGCAACUUCGCACUGCGGUAGAAGCGGCGUUGCUCAAUCAACCCAUCAUGUGCUCGUUCAUGGUCUGGGAUGCAGACUGGCGCGGUGUCAAUCCCAAGACAAAGGAAGCAUUCCACGUCAUCAUGCGCCCGUCAGCAAAGUAUUUCGACUUGGUCAUACAAGACGGCGGUGCCGUACGCUGCUUGAAAGAUCUUGAGGAGAUCGCACUCGGAAAUACUGCCGAGGCCCAUCGAUUCCCAGCACCGCAACAAAACACGUUUCCCGGGCCGCUUUAUCGAGUCAUGCUCUUCGACGUAGAAGAGACUGGCACUGCGGCGAUGGUGACAUCCGCAAACCACUCUAUCAGUGAUCAUUCUGCAGGACAGUUAUUCCACGACGACCUCGACCGAGCCGUCGCUAUGGCUGCUUCAGGCAGUUGGACUGCCGCCAGCAUCCAAGCACAGCUUCGAGAGUACAAGGACUACAAGCCCUAUUUGGACUUAUGCCACGCUCUGCGUAGCUCUCCGCGGGCUAAGGCGGCGGUGAAUUGGCAUCUCGAUCGUCUUGCCUCGCUGCCAAAACAUGUUGAUGCUGGGGCAUUGUGGCCAAGUCCGACGACCUGGAUGAAUGUCUCACUGGAUGGUCAUUAUCAAGAAAGCCAUCAACUGCAGCACAACUUCUCGAUGUCAGCCCUUAGAGCAGACCCCACGGAUCCCACGACCGUAUCUCCAUCCACCAUUGUCAAAGCCGCAUUGGCCUUAGCAAGCGCGAGUCGGAGUGGCUACACAACGACAGAAACCGCAACAGGGCGCAAAUCGAGGGUGGCCGUAUUCUCCAGCGUCGAAGCCGCGAGAUUACACUACAACCCUUUUCUGCCCCAGUCCGUCACGGACACCGGCAUGCCACGCCGUGGGGAAGAGCACGACAGGUCUCUGCAGUGGGAGGCUGGCGACGUGGCAGGCCCUACAGUGCAAAUAGUAUGCAACGUGGUGGAGAUGCCGAGAUAUGGCAGCGAGCGGGAGACAGUUUCCCAAUUCCUGCGUAGAAUGCAGCGAGAGCAGGAGCUUCAGACCAGACACGCGUCCGCACCUUGGCGGGCUAUCAUGGACAAGCUCGAAGACCCCAACGCCGAGAACAGGCCCUGGCCGCUGCUGCCUCUGAUUCAUGGCUCACUUAUGUUCAACUGGGCCCCCGGACUCGGUGAGAGCGCACCCCAGUCACGGUCUUCCACGGAGGAUGCUAGGCUCUCCCACUUCGAAAAUAUGGACAUGUUGAAGUCGGUGCAAAAGCCACGAGUCGGACUCGUGGUCUCUGCAGGCUCCAGUAGUCGUGGCUGUGGAACAGCAGACGAGAGUGCUGUGACCACCGUGUUCUUGCAUCUCAGGGGGGCCGGGCUCGAGUGGAGUUCUGGAGACGGUAUGGCCUCUUUCGCCAGGGAGAUAGAGGCAAUGGCUCAAUGGUUGUCGGCUGAGGAGAACCAGGGGCUCCUCAUUCACAAUGCAUUCGGUCUUGAGUGA
This is a messenger RNA of Colletotrichum gloeosporioides, 3966 nucleotides long. RefSeq names its product putative acyl--CoA ligase YdaB. The coding region runs from base 1 to 3966 and encodes 1321 amino acids. The record is from RefSeq and is a predicted model, not a curated record. The transcript is spliced from 5 exons. Gene Ontology annotation, biological process: fatty acid metabolic process. Gene Ontology annotation, molecular function: medium-chain fatty acid-CoA ligase activity; phosphopantetheine binding. NCBI's taxonomy places the organism in Eukaryota, Fungi, Ascomycota, Sordariomycetes, Glomerellales, Glomerellaceae.